Chrysoperla carnea is the source of this 931-nucleotide messenger RNA. RefSeq names its product dTTP/UTP pyrophosphatase-like. The coding region runs from base 230 to 913 and encodes 227 amino acids. The transcript is spliced from 4 exons. NCBI's taxonomy places the organism in Eukaryota, Metazoa, Arthropoda, Insecta, Neuroptera, Chrysopidae. Gene Ontology annotation, molecular function: nucleoside triphosphate diphosphatase activity. The record is from RefSeq and is a predicted model, not a curated record.
UAGGUAUAAGAGGAAAACAAUUUGCAGUGCAGUAUGUAUUCGUAAAACAAGAUACCUACCCUAUUCUACAAUAAUAAAGUGAAAGCAUAGUGUCAUUAAUAAUAUUAUUGAAAAUAUGAAACUACACGAACAAAUGCGGAAGUAAAAGAAGCUAUGGAAACAGGCAUCACCGAGAAAAAAACAAACAACGCAAGAUAGCAAUUCAGAAUACCCAGAGAAUCUGAUUGAAAUGGCCAUUGAUAAUGCAGGCGAAGCGGAAUUAGAUGUACCUUGGAAUAAAAUGGUUCUUAAACCAAUAAUUGAAGAGCUUAACCAAAAUCGUGUUGUUUUGGCUAGUAGAUCGCCUUCAAGAAAAGAACUACUUCAGCUGAUGGGAUUUAAAAACCUCGAUAUAAUUCCAUCCUCCUAUGAUGAAAAUUUAGAUUCAAAACUUUAUUCAAAUUUUGAUGAUUACGUACAGGAACUUGCUUUACAAAAAAUCUUAGAUGUUGAAAGGACAAUAAAAGCAAAGAAUGAAAAAGCACCUGUAAUGAUAUUAGGUUCAGACACAAUAGUAACUUUGAAUGGCAAAGUGUAUGGAAAACCACAAGAUAAGAAAGAUGCAUUCUUAAAAUUGAAAAGUUUAUCAGGGAAAACGAAUGUGGUUUACACAGGAGUCGCAGUGAAAUUAAACGGUAAAAUUCAUAAAUUUAGUGAUAGUACUCGAGUUCAAUUUGAUAAUUUAAGCGAUGAACGAAUUUGGGAAUAUAUUGAAACUGGUGAACCCAUGGAUAAAGCUGGUGGCUAUGCAAUACAAGGAUUUGGUAGCACAUUGGUAGAGAAAAUUGAUGGAAAUAUCCAUACAGUCGCUGGGUUUCCUCUAUUUAAGUUCACUAAAUGGUUACUUCAACAAUUUCACAGUGAACCUUUAUAAUAAUGUAUGAUCCUUUUA